This is a messenger RNA of Stegostoma tigrinum, 1075 nucleotides long. RefSeq names its product late histone H2A.2.2-like. NCBI's taxonomy places the organism in Eukaryota, Metazoa, Chordata, Chondrichthyes, Orectolobiformes, Stegostomatidae. Gene Ontology annotation, cellular component: nucleosome. Bases 1 to 393 code for a protein of 130 amino acids. The record is from RefSeq and is a predicted model, not a curated record. Gene Ontology annotation, molecular function: structural constituent of chromatin; protein heterodimerization activity; DNA binding. The transcript has a single exon.
AUGUCUGGGAGAGGAAAGGGUGGUGGCGGGAAAGCUCGGUCGAAGGCGAAGUCUCGGUCGUCCCGGGCUGGGCUGCAGUUCCCGGUGGGCCGUGUUCACAGGCUCCUGAGAAAGGGUAACUAUGCUGAGCGUGUGGGUGCCGGAGCGCCGGUCUAUCUGGCUGCGGUGCUCGAGUACCUGACGGCUGAAAUCCUCGAGCUGGCCGGUAACGCGGCCCGGGACAACAAGAAGACCCGCAUCAUCCCUAGGCACCUCCAGCUGGCCGUGCGCAACGACGAGGAGCUCAACAAGCUGCUGGGAGGUGUGACCAUCGCUCAGGGCGGGGUGCUGCCUAAUAUUCAGGCCGUGCUGCUGCCCAAGAAAACCGCCGCUGCGGGCGCCACUAAAAAGUGAAGAGACCGUUCUGUAGCCUGACAACCCAAAGGCUCUUUUAAGAGCCACCCACAACAUCAAUGAAAAGCAGUUAGACUGUCACUGCUGGUUGGUUAUUUUUCCUUUUCUGUCAAGUCUGGGGACUGUGUAAAUGAAAUUGCGAUAAUUAAACUUUCCUUUUUUAUUUUAGAUUUCUUAAAAAAUAUUUUUUUCUCAGAUUUUUAUAUUGGUUCAAUUUCUGGAAAAGCUUCACCAGUCUGGCAAAAUUUGUGCAAGUGAAAACAGUUCACGUUUAGGGUCCGCUCACCGUCACUGAGGGCCUUAUCUGGUCAAGAUAAAACAAGAACAGCUGUCGCCCUGGAAUAGUAAACGUGGAGUUUUAGCUGUAAGGGACUGCGGCAUUAAAUAAUCAAAAUGCUGUCCCCAUUGUUCCGUCAGGGAACAACACCGUUGAGUACCUGCACAGGAGAAAAAUGGCAAAUCGAUUCUGUACCGACCAAGGGGAUCAACCGACAAACACGAGCGGGGACCGGGCCAAAAGGGAGAUUGUGUGACCUAAACUUAUAAAUCCUUUGUAUGUUUUGGCGGGCUUUUCAAAUUUAAAAGCAAUAAUUGUUGAAGGCUGAUUGACAAACUCAUUUGCAGUUAACCGAUUUGAAAUAAUCCGCUGAUUUCACCCUGAGAAUGAAUAAAUAUUAAAACG